This is a messenger RNA of Meira miltonrushii, 678 nucleotides long. RefSeq lists its product as uncharacterized. The coding region runs from base 1 to 678 and encodes 225 amino acids. The record is from RefSeq and is a predicted model, not a curated record. NCBI's taxonomy places the organism in Eukaryota, Fungi, Basidiomycota, Exobasidiomycetes, Exobasidiales, Brachybasidiaceae. The transcript has a single exon.
AUGUAUUCCUCAUUUGAAUGGGCGAAGAAUACUACAGGGUAUCAAGAUGCAAUCGUGUACAAAUGCAAAUUGCUAGCCUUACUCUUUCUUGCUUCAUACGAUCUUUACCUUGUAACGGCAAUCUCUUCAGGAUCAUCUUCACAUUUUGAUGUGGAUCCAUUUUUGAAUCUUCCUCCAGGUGAAGAUAUGCUUGCUUAUCCCACCAGCUUUGUUGCUUUUGAUGAAACAGAAGCAAGCUCACAUCCUCGCAUACCCGAAACACAACAGCAAGCCAGUCAGGCUGUGUACGAAGAUCCAAUGGCGAAUAGGAAGCAAGAAAUCAGCGUAAGGGAUUUUAUAUACAGUAAGAAGAAUCGGGAUAAUCCGGUAACGUCGCAGAUUUUGAAAGAAAAGAAAAAGGAGAUUAGGAAUCAAUAUCUCGCUAGAAUGUCAAAAGAAGAAUUGAAGCAAUAUAAAAUCGCGAAGCAAGAGAGAGACAAGAGGCAGUAUACAAUACGAAAGAAUAGAAGAGGAUAUGGAUCUAGACAAAAUGUAAGACGUAAAACGAUAACAGAAAAGGUCCGCAACGGUACCGCUACACCGGAAGAGACUUUGGAAUACAAAAAAGUCGCAGAGCAAAAACGAAAGAGCUCUCUAGCAAGACGAUUACACAAGAAACAAUCAAAAAAGAAAGGGUGA